Molecule: messenger RNA, 1471 nt
Organism: Sycon ciliatum
Lineage: Eukaryota; Metazoa; Porifera; Calcarea; Leucosolenida; Sycettidae
Product: programmed cell death protein 2-like
Exons: 1
Coding region: 125-1345 (406 amino acids)
Biological process (GO): apoptotic process
Cellular component (GO): cytoplasm
Source: RefSeq, a predicted model, not a curated record
UCCUUUCGACUUUUUGACUUUUUGUAUUUCUAUUUUUGUAACUACUUUACAGUUUACCUUCUCCAACGUCCAAGUAACUUAGUUCUGCUGGUCCUAUUCGAAUGGUCGUGCUCAGAUCGCAAAUAUGUCAACGUGGCUAGGAUUAUGUGGUGAGAGAAUAACGGAUACAGUAGAUGGAUACUGGUGCAAUAAACUUGGAGGAUCUCCAAACUGGAUAACUGGAAUAUCAGCUGAGUAUGGCCAUUGUCCAGUUUGCAGCAACAACAGUAUGGAGCUGGUAGUACAAUUGUACGCGCCCCUUGAAUCCUCAGUAUACCACAGGACUCUGUACAUUCUAGCCUGUGGCGGAAAAUGCAGAGGUAGGCCAUCUAGUUGGCGAGUUCUACGCUGCCAGUCUGUGGACGAGUCUUCUAACGGGGAAACUACAUCAUGCCUGGAAAGCAACCUGGAUACUGCUGCGCCAACAGCUUCCCUAGAUAAUGGUGCUGACGACUGGGGAGUUGACCAAGAUGAUUGGGGUGAUUCUGGCGGAGGUGAUACAUUCGACUUCAGCAGUCCUGUAAAUCCGAUGGCCGCGCCGAGAACAACAGCACGGGCUACGUGUGCUCAGCCGACACAACAUUUCACACGCAAUGGCCAAUCGUCAGAAGCAGCGCCAGUGGCUACAGUAGCUACAAGUGCAUGGACAUCUGAGAACAGCUUUGUCUCGUACUAUAUCGAUGUAAUGGAAGAGCCUGUCGUGGAUAAAAAAUCUCAAAACUUCAGCCACGAGCUGGAGCUUCUAGCACAGUACGAGGAGACUGAAGGAGUAUCACUCAAGUCCCUGUCCAGUGGUAAAUCAUCAUCUUCAGCAUCAGCAGCCGGUGGCGGCGGCAAUGAGGAAUAUGAGAAGAGUAAGGCGAAACAUGGUGAUGACGCUUUUCGAAAAUUUCAUAAAAUUCUUGCUCGCAACGCGGCGCAGUGCUUGCGUUACCGCUGGCUACUGACGCCGCUCGAGUUCACCGAUUCUCAACCACUACCACAGGAGGUGCAGUGCUCGCACUGCGGAGCGCGGGCGCACGCCGAAGUGCAGCUGAUGCCGCCGGCUCUAGCACACCUUAGCUCCGAGGGCAGCCGCUCGUCUCUCGCCAGGACAGCAGCAGCCGCUGAAUGUUCGGCUGGCAGUCGCUUGGAGUUUGGCACGGUUGUGGUGUACACGUGCAGCGAAAGCUGCUGGUCAGACUCGUGCACUGUAAGAACUGAACGCUGUGUUGUCCUACUGGAUCCUGAUCAAGAGAAGCUAGAUUUUUUGAUCAGAAAAACCGAUCAAAAUCAGUGCCCUGUGAGUAACACUCAAAAGACGUGACACUCUUGCAACAUACCCCACGUCAUGCUCAUAUACACUACUACAUGUUGUUAGUUUGACAGCAUGAAAACAAGGUUUAUCUAAUACUAGUAUUAUUGUACUAGUAUUGGGUUAUAUAAUACAAUA